Messenger RNA from Anopheles coustani, 1104 nucleotides. RefSeq lists its product as uncharacterized. The transcript has 3 exons. NCBI's taxonomy places the organism in Eukaryota, Metazoa, Arthropoda, Insecta, Diptera, Culicidae. The coding region runs from base 1 to 717 and encodes 238 amino acids. The record is from RefSeq and is a predicted model, not a curated record. Gene Ontology annotation, molecular function: N-acetyltransferase activity.
AUGGUUUGGAAGCGCCCGGAAAACAUCCCAUACCCGACGGUUUGGCAUACGUUCCAGGCCAAGGAUACCGACAGCGAUCGGCUGGUGUCGUACCGAGUGCAGGAUCUUCCGGAAGAGCGUUUCGAUGAGGCGAUCGCGCACAUGCUCGAGGUCUUUGUGUUCGAUGAACCGACAUGUCGGGCGAAAAAUAUCGUUGGGGAGCCACAGAGCGUCCAGGAAAUUGGCGACCUGUGGCGUAUCAUGGUGAAACAUCGGCUUGUCCUAGUCUGCUUUAAGGAGGGUAGCGAUGAGAUCGCGGGGAUGAACAUGUUGUACAUAGCGGAAAAGGAUGACAAAUCAGAGUACGAAUGCAAAGGAUCGAUCUGGCGUACCAUUUAUGAUCUCGUUGACUACACCAUAAAAAAGGCAAAUGUUUUCGAGCACUACGGAGUGGAUACGUAUUUGGGUGCGAUGGGUCUUUCAGUGCCACCGAAGUAUCGAGGACGUGGCAUCGCUACCGAGAUCCUGCGUGCCCGGAUUCCAUUGUGCAAGGCUCUCGGCAUACCGUUGACGUCCACUUGCUUCACAGCUAUCGGGUCACAGGUGGCUGCUGCGAAGGCAGGAUUCGAGGAAACGUACGCCGUGACGUACGAACAUAUGGCCACGGUUGAUGACCGAUUCGUUUUCCCAAACAUCACGACAAAGUAUGUCAAGGUUAUGUCAAAACGAGCUGAAUAAAAAAUUGAAUUAAAAAUACCUUAAAAGACCUGAAAGUCUGCAUCUGAAACAACAAAAACAUAACACGAUAAAUCAUGUGGAAUUACAUGAAUGUAUUAUUAGUUUUUUUUAUAAAUAUAUGGUGCAUUAGUUUUUUAUUAAAUAAACGGCUAUGUCGUUUUAUCUUUCAAAUUAUCUUAUCAGUCCGUACUGGACCUAGCAUCGUAAAUCAUGUAGAGUAUAAAAAUCUGAUAGCUUAAAAAUAACGAUCGUGCUUGCAGUGUGCGAUAAGCAGCACAUAUAGGUGUACGUGCUCGGUUUCGUAAUUCAUAACCAAGAGUUGCACUAGACACGGUAGUAAUGCUCAACGCACUAGCAUGGAAUGAGUAAAGUUAAUCGUUCCUUCUG